CAGGAAAUGACAUGACAGGCUUCUCAUCUAGGUAGCACGUGAAGAUGCCUUUCUGAGGUCGGAAAUUCAGAUGCGCUGUCAUCUUCUUGUAUAUGAAAAUAUCACGGUUGAUAUCCUAGGUAGUCGUGGUACAUUAACUACAACAUCAUGGCGGACACGAAGAUCUUGCCCGAAGUGCAUAUUAUCGGCGAACUUGAGCACGGAGUGCAGUUCGACACUGCUGGAGGCGAGGGGAUUUUCGUCGAAUUCAAUGUCUCAGUAGGAGACCAAUGGUAUUCACCAGUGUCUUAAUGUGAUAUGCACGAAAAUAAAUUAUCGAUACUUCUUUCGGCACACUUGCGUUUCUGCGUCUCGUAAAAAUUCCAUGUUACAAAUGGCCUUUGUUUCACGAGAUAGGUUGUAUUGAUAGUUUCUUCUAUCUCACAUCAGGUGGGACAUAACAAAGUCCACACAGCAGACGCAAACAGCAUACCCAGAUGAGGAAAACGAUGUUGUUUUCAACCAUCCAGUAGACCUCCACUUUGCGACAGCAACAAUAGCAGACUGGCCGCGCAUGAAUUUUCAAGUUUACAAGUACUCUUGAUGUCCGUGCUGUUAUUUGAUUUCUGAGAUUUAUUAAGCACAAGGUCUACAGCUUACUCUUAGUGCUGCUUGAUUUCUGAGAUUUAUCAAGUUCAAGGUCUACGGCUGUACCAUCAGGCAAUAAUGUUGAAGCUCGCGGCAAUGGUUUUCUGUCUUUUGGAUAACAGUAAUGGGACCCCCCUUCAAUCUCUUUCCCCCAUAAUCAUCCUGGGUUUAUCCCUCAAAUCAAUGUCUCUUGGAUAACAACUGCUCCCACUCGCGUUAAUCAGGCUCGACGUUUUUGGUCGCAUGGAUCCGCUUUCGGUUGGAUCCGUAAACAUCCCCACAAGCCCCGGCCACUACAAUCUCGCGUGCAGGACCUGGUCUCCGCUCUCGCAGAGGUCACAGGAGGACGUCUAUUUACGACUCGAGUGAACUUGUACUUGUAGAGGCUUCUCCUAUUCCUAAGUCGGGUUAUAGGGAAUGAUUAGUUUUCUAGAUUUAUAACGUAGAGCAAGCAAGUACCUACUGAGCCAUUUUCUCACGGGGAAUGACUAAGGAUUUGUCGCUACAGAUGAAUAGAAGAUCAUGUAAAACCUGCAUGCAUUCAAAAAUUUUGUCGAACAUGUAAGAUGGAUUCUUGUCUUCCGCUGUCCUUGGGUGAUCCCCCAUGUCCCUGAGAAAGUACUCAGUAAGUAUGCCUCCCCAACUUCAAUUUCCAAUGUCCUCCUACACUAUGCCUCCCAAGAUUGUCCAAUAUCCCCUUUCUAAUCUGCGGUUACUACGUGGGCGGACGUCCGCAGCUUGUCGAGCCGCUGGAAGUCAUAGACAGGAGGAGUAGCUCUACAAACCCUGAACGAAGUACACUAAUAACGGAAACAUCCGGAACGCUUUAUUUGUCUGUAGACGUCCUCUUCAGAAAUCUUACACUUUGAACAGCAAUAGAAAUGCAAGGUUGAUACUGAAAAAAGCGAGGCGGUCAAUCAUGCGAAGCAGACGAACGUGCUGUUGAUAUCUCCUAGCUUGAUUGAUGUUGGCGUAAG
Molecule: messenger RNA, 1604 nt
Organism: Amoebophrya sp. A25
Lineage: Eukaryota; Dinophyceae; Syndiniales; Amoebophryaceae
Source: the annotation of a GenBank genome assembly